AUGAUUUUACUUUUAUUUUUUAUCUCAUUUUUAUUAUCUGAGAACACAAUAAAUGGGGCUGCAAUAAUGGGUUUGGGAGGAUCAGAGAAACAAGUUGAAAAUUCGAAUUUGAAUAUUUCUUCUUCUUCUUCACAACAACAACAAUAUCAUCGAUUUGAUCGACUUAUUCUUUCCGUUGGUUAGUUUUUUUUUUCAUAUUUUUUGUGGGAAAAUUGUAAUAUUUCUUUAUCUUUCCACACAUUCCUUUUUACACUGUAUACCACAUGUUUUUGUACCUAUCUAUGAUUAUCAAUCUUUCCACUUUGGAUUUUUUUUUGUUGAAAAAAUGGAACUUUGCCAAAAUUUAUUGAUUACAAGAUUUCAAUUCAAAACUUAUUUAAAAACUACUUUUUUAAUGAAAAGUUUUUUCUUAAAUGUUUCAGAUAUUGAUGAACAUUUUCCAAUAGGGAAUUAUAGAUCUCAAAAACACGAUUCUGAACUUUUUUUGAAAUACAAGCUCAAAAUUUUAGAUCAAUUUUUCAUGAAUAAAAUUAUUUCAUUUUUAAUUGCCACGAAACUAGAAUUCACAGAAGCCUUUACAAAAAUAUUUUUAGAAUCGUAAUUUUCAGAUGCAUAUUUACCCAGUCUGAAAGUUUUGGUUAGUUACAAUAUAAAGGCAGAUUUCGGCUUUUCGCGAAAGCUUACAAUUUCUUCACCAAAAUAAAAAAAUCAAUAAAUAAAAGUUUUGCAAAAAAUAUUCUCAUUGAUGAUUAUCUUUGUUUUUCUCAAUUCAUUUUUAGAACAAGAUUUUUUUCAAAAAAUUAAAACUUCUAAGAACUACAAUCAAUAACAAAACUAAUUGAGGUCAAUUAAAUAGCAGUUUAACCCAAACCUAAAACACAAAUCAAUUCAAUGAAAACAAGUUCAGAACCAAACAAGAAUAACCUUGACAAAAAAUAAAUGGACCUGAACAACAAAAAAUAUAAAUCACACAUGAUUCACACCAAUAUUGAAUUUAUGAUUUUCAGUUCGUAAAUCUGGUCAUCCUGAUAUAAUUCAUCCAACAAUUUGUCCGCCAUCUUGUGAACAUUUACACAAAGCAAUUGAUCAUUUUCAAAACGGCGACAAUAUUUCAUUAACAGGAAGAAUCAAAGAUGAGGUUGGUUUUUUAUUUGAGAAGAUUUUUUUGCACAAAAAUUUAGAGCUGACAAAAAAGUAAAUUAUUUCAGUGUUCUUGUGUUUGUCCAGUUUCUCGACCAGUUUAUUUGAGUUCGGCUGGAAGUUGUGUUAGUAAAUUAUGUAAGUUUUUCGAAAAAAAAUUGGAAGUUUGUCUGAAAAAUUUAUGUUUUUUAUAGAACUCAAGUCCUACAAAAUAGCGUAGCCCCAAACUAUUUUUUUAAAUUUUCUGACAGUUUUCAACUGGGUUACUGUAGGAUAAGGUUUCCAACGUUGCUCAAAUUCAGAGAUUUUGAGAUCAUUUUGAAGAGAUUACUGUACUCUACAUUUUCAAACGAUCAUUGUAGAUUUUUUCAAGAAUCGAUAAAGGUUUUUUUUACUCAUUUAGAUCCUUUUUCUGAACUGGAACUUUAAUUUUUAGGAAUAUCUAGAAAUGUUCUUGUUUAUCUCAAAUUAUUUCCAAAGCUAUUUCUAUACCAGGUUUAGAGUUCAAAAAAAAUUGGAAUAUUUUUAACGUUCAAAAAGCAAGUUUGAAAUGAAAAUGGACCGGGCAUGGUCUUGUUGAAUUGAAAUGUAUUUUUCAUAGAAAUUUUGAGGAUUAAAAUUGUAUGUAAAGUUUACACUAGAAAUGAUAUGAGAUCAGGUUUUUUCAACUUUAUUUUUGUCCUAAAAAUUAAUUACUUUUGAUGAAAACAUCUUAACUUUUCGCAUCAACUUCUGAUAAUCCAAUUUAUUUACAGUACCAACCGAAUGCGAAAGAACAAUUAGCUGGAAAACUUUGCAACCAACCGAAACUACAGUACCCGUUGUUCACCUCCUUCCACAUUCUGUUGUUUUACCAAAUAGUCCAUUGAAUUUUGAAAAAGAAGGAAUUCAUGUAUCACAAAAUGGUCAAGUCAAUUGUACAAUUGGACAAGUUUUCUACGAAAAUGUUCAUCAUCGAUGGAAAACUCCAUUGAGAAAAACAGUGCUAUUUGAAUUGACCGAUUUUGAACAGAAACCUAUUAUUUAUGUGAGUUUUUAUAGUUUUCAAAAAUUAGUUAAUUAUGUAUAUAUUUUUUUUAGUUCCGCGGAACUGAUACCGAUUCAUCAUUUCUUGCCGGUGCUGUCGUACAAAUAAAACUGAGAUGUGAUCGAGAUAAUCAGAUAAACAAAAAUAGUCAACAUUUUUGUAUAUCAUUACGUAUUGCUGGUGUUUCAGGUAAGAAAAAGAUAUCUUCUUUUAUAUAUUGAAUUAAUUAUUUGUAUCGCGGAAAAACAAGAAAAGAACACAUUUAAUAUUAUUAUUAUUAUAAUUAAAAGAGACUGUCGAAAACAAAUGAUAUCAGAAGAAACAAAAACGGGCAAAAAGAGAGGAACACUUUCAAUUUAAUAAUUGACAAGACAACAAACUGGAUUUUUGAUUUUAAAUUUGCAUUUUAAUCUUCCGAUUUUUCAUACAGUUAUUGACAGCAAAGAACGAUUCUUUUUGAUUAUUUUAUAAAUCACAAAUUCUUUAUUUUUUAAUUUCCAAAAACAAAUUUUGACAACAAAGAACAGCAUACAUUUUAUAUUUUUGAACCAGAUGCAUUUGUUAUCCUCUCAAAAAUGUACCAACUUAAAAUUUAUGAAAAUCAUGAACCGAUUAUUGUGGUUUUUGAUAUUGGUGAGUUUUUUCUAAAAAUAGCACAAAACUUUAAAUGAAAGUCUGUAAAUUACUGUACUUUUCAAGUGAUUCCAGAAAUAAGGUCCUCCUAAUAACUUGUGAAUUGUUCCUGUGAGAGAAUUUCCUGAAAGCGUUAAAAAAAGAAAUGGAAAUAGUUCUUUUCAAAAAAACGUAUGUGGAAAAUUUCAAACGUAACCAAAUUUUUAAUCGAAAGUUCUAAAGUUCAUUUCCAAAUAAAAACGAUUUCUCCAGGUUCAAUAGGUGGAAAUGGAAAUCAUGGCUCAAACUCGCUGGAAAACAGUUCCGAAUGGCAAACUGAAUCAAUUCUUCUCAUGAUCUUUGUCUGUUUCAUUGUUACAAUGUUGUUGACCACAUUUUUUGUUUGGAACAUUUGUUGGAAGAUCAAAAAACGGUUUGUCAUCAUUUACAGAAAAAAAAGAUAUUUAUUAAUCUGAAAAAAAUUUGUUUUAGAAAAAUGAUAAGCGAUUUUCAAAUGCAAUUCAUUCAACAAUAUCGUCAACAACAAAAUCCAGAAGUUAUAAAAGUUCCUCGAAAUCAAUUAUCGAUUGAAGAUAUUGAAAUUGAAGAAGGUGGAAAUGGAGAAAAUAAUGGAGGAAGUGGAAGAAGAAGAUUGUAUUUUAGUGCGGAAUAUUUUGAUAGAGAUUUACUCGAAAAUCCACCACCAAUGGCUGAACAAUUUUUGAUGGAUUUGAGAAGAAUGGUUGAUGUGGCAAAAGAUCGAAUAAGGCAAAGAAGAUAUUAUCCAACAUUGGUCAGAAUUGAUGAAGAAAUUGAACAGGAAAAUGAAGAUGGAAAUGAAAAAGAGCGAAAAAUAAAACAACCAAUUAUGGAACAAAAACAAUUAUCUGAAUUGAAACAAGUAAAAGAAGAGGAGGAAGAAGAAGAGGAGGAUUUUAUGAUUCAGUCAACAUCAUCUUCAAAUAAAGAAGAAAGUGAUAGUGGAAGAGAAUCAAAAGAGGAUUCAUCUGAAGAAGAAGAUAAAGAUAAAGACAAACCAAAAAAUGUAUCAGAAAUUCGGAAAAAUUUCGAAAGACCAUCUCAACUUCCAAUUCUUCAUAAUUCUUCGAUGAAAAGACGAAAAAGUGCGCCAAGUGGAACAGUUGCACAAAAACAAAAAGAAUAUGAAAGUAAAUUGAGGCCGCCUACGUCUUAUAGUGGAAGAAGUUUGAAAGAAAGAAAAGGUUAUGCUGUUUAUCCAAAUGAUUGUGUAUUUAAUAAAUCACUUCCAAGGAGGCCGAAGAAAUUAGCACCAACAACGCAGCAAACUGAUAAUAUGUGA
Molecule: messenger RNA, 4100 nt
Organism: Caenorhabditis angaria
Lineage: Eukaryota; Metazoa; Nematoda; Chromadorea; Rhabditida; Rhabditidae
Source: the annotation of a GenBank genome assembly